GUGCCAGCAUAUCUUGGAAGUGCUUGGUGCCUACACUGAAACAUGAAUUUGACCACAGCCCAGGGAAUAUUAUGCUUUCAUCAGCCUUUCACCUACAUGUACUUCCCCAUGAGGUUUGCCAUACAUUCUCAUUGCAUUUUUAAAAGGAAGGAUUGACUAAUAAUCUAUUGUUUUGCAUUUGGAACUGGCACUGACAACAACUGUCAAGACGGCACACAAGUUUCCAGCAUACAGAUAUUAUUAAUUGGAUCAUUGGAUCAAAGGGAUUUAAAUUGGCUUUUGUUUUUCUCCAUUUUAUGAAGACUGCAUGCAAACAUGCUGAGCUUGGUCAUAAUCAUGCUUUAGAGGUUACAAGAACGUGAGUCCCUGUAGAACAGCCAUCAUGGGUCCCACUCAGCUUGUCACACAGAACCAUGGGAAGAAGACGACUGUUUUUAACAUGGAGGAAAAGGUAUUUGCACUUUUCCAGAGCUCAGAGAUUCCCUCUGAGCCUAUAGAAAACCCUCCCCUGAAAAGGAAAAAGGGGCCAGCUCCUAAGAUGCUUGGAAAUGAGGUGUGCAGUGUAUGUGGGGACAAAGCCUCAGGCUUCCAUUACAACGUCCUGAGUUGCGAGGGCUGCAAAGGUUUUUUCCGACGCAGCAUCAUCAAAGGGGCCCAGUAUAUCUGCAAGAACAGUGGCAGAUGUGAGAUGGAUAUGUACAUGCGACGGAAAUGUCAGGAGUGCCGGUUGCACAAGUGCUAUGAAGCAGGCAUGCAAGAGCAAUGUGUUCUCUCUGAAGAGCAGAUCCAGUUGAAGAAACUUAAGAAGCGAGAAGAUGAUCAAGCCCGGAUGAUAGCUGUGCGACAGAACCCACCAUCUCCUCUAAGCACCCUUCCCAAAAUGACACCAGAGCAGCUUGUUAUGAUAGAAAAGCUUGUUGCAGCUCAACAGCAGUGUAAUCAGCGGUCUUUCACAGAUAGGCUCAAAGUGACGCCCUGGCCUCAGAUUUCAGAUCCUCUUCAUCGUGAAGCACGUCAACAGCGCUUUGCUCAUUUCACGGAACUUGCCAUCAUUUCUGUGCAGGAAAUUGUGGACUUUGCAAAACAGUUGCCAGGUUUCUUGGAACUCACUAGAGAAGACCAAAUUGCUCUUUUGAAGACUUCUACAAUAGAAGUAAUGCUGUUGGAGACAUCUAGGCGCUACAAUCCAGAAACAGAAAGCAUAACUUUUUUGAAAGAUUUGAGUUACAAUCGGGACGAUUUUUCCAAGGCUGGCCUACAAAUUGAGUUUAUUAAUCCCAUUUUUGGAUUUUCAAAGAGCAUGAAUGAACUACAGCUCAGUGAUGCUGAGUAUGCACUUUUAAUUGCCAUCAGCAUUUUUUCUCCAGAUCGGCCAAAUGUUCAAGAUCAAUCCCUGGUAGAAAAGCUUCAGCAUACCUAUGUAGAAGCCCUUCACUCAUACAUUUGUAUUCACAGACCAAAUGAUCAUCUAAUGUUCCCACGGAUGUUAAUGAAACUGGUCAGUCUUCGGACUUUAAGUAGUGUUCAUUCUGAACAAGUGUUUGCUCUUCGGCUACAGGACAAAAAGCUGCCACCACUUCUUUCAGAGAUCUGGGAUGUCAAUGAAUGAGUAUACUGUCUAAGGGCAGUGAGCUAUUACAUCGGUUACCUUUUGCCAAUAAGAGCUAUUCUCCUUUAUCAAAAGCACUGAAGCAAUGCAGAAGACUGUGAUUUCUUUGAUCUGAUGGAAUAUAUAUAGAAAACAAAUGAGAUGGAUUAUAUGAUGUUUUAGUCAUUAUUUUUCAGAAUUGGAACUGAAAUGCCUCAACAUGGAAGAGAAGAAGAAUCCAUCCUAAUAAUUUUCCAGGAGCUUUUUCUUUACUCCUUUUUUUCCUAUUUAAUUUCAAGGCCGCCAUCCAGACUUAUAGAAUCUUCUUGGGAGUUUCAGAGGCAAGGUUCCUUGUAUAUCCUUUUUGGGUUUUUUUGGUCUUCUGGGCUGAAUGUAGCUAAAACAUGUUGACAUUCAAAACAAUGAACAGAGACCUGGAUAGACUGUGGACAUAUGUGACAGGUGCCAUUUUGUGGACUUUUUAGAAGUGACUCUUUGAAUUGGAAGGAUAGCUAUACAGUACUACAGAAAUCUCCUAGGACCUUUUGUAAUAUUUCUGCCCUAGGAUCUUUUCUAAUAUUUCUGCCCUCCACCCUCUCAUCAAGAAAUAUAGCCAUUACUAAUAUAUGUACAAUAACUAGGAAGACAUGAUCAGUUACCUGAUUCUGUUAUAUGAAACUCCUUUGAAUAUGGAGAGGUAAUGCAACCCAGUGUGUUGUCUA
Candoia aspera is the source of this 2310-nucleotide messenger RNA. It is a transcript of the gene NR1H3, whose product is annotated as nuclear receptor subfamily 1 group H member 3. Gene Ontology annotation, biological process: lipid metabolic process; negative regulation of inflammatory response; cell differentiation. Lineage: Eukaryota; Metazoa; Chordata; Lepidosauria; Squamata; Candoiidae. The coding region runs from base 383 to 1609 and encodes 408 amino acids. The transcript has 9 exons. Gene Ontology annotation, molecular function: RNA polymerase II cis-regulatory region sequence-specific DNA binding; nuclear receptor activity; zinc ion binding. The record is from RefSeq and is a predicted model, not a curated record.